This is a messenger RNA of Argiope bruennichi, 2338 nucleotides long. Its product is annotated as flavin-containing monooxygenase 5-like. The record is from RefSeq and is a predicted model, not a curated record. The coding region runs from base 473 to 2065 and encodes 530 amino acids. Gene Ontology annotation, molecular function: NADP binding; N,N-dimethylaniline monooxygenase activity; flavin adenine dinucleotide binding. The transcript has 6 exons. NCBI's taxonomy places the organism in Eukaryota, Metazoa, Arthropoda, Arachnida, Araneae, Araneidae.
AUAAAAAUAGAACACAGGAUACAGAACAACCAUUCCCGAACCAGGACAAACUCGGGUCGCCCAGAACACGGAGAAGACACGCUACCCCUAGGCCAUACAGGCGCUGAUAUUCUCUCAUAUUGCUCAUGAAAAAUAAUCUUUGAAAACAUUUAGUAAAGUCUGGUGUUCUUGUAGCUAACUAUUCAGAUCUUCAAGAUAAAAAAAAUCAAGGAAGUUUCAUUGAAAAACAUCUGUUGCCAAUAGGUAGAAAUCACAUCCAUUCUAUCCAACUGCAUCAACCAAGUAUCCUCUUUUUGAUGAACUGUUAGUUAAAGUUUGGAAUUCGAGCCCAGUAAUAAGAUUCUGCGAAUCUACUACUUAUAUUUCAGAAUAACCAACGACCGUUGAGCUGCUGAUUUAGAUGAAGUGAGAUUGUUGAUGAGCUAGAAGACUUGAAAGGAGUAUUAGAAAAGAAGAAUAAAAAAAAUUAUCAAUGGCCAGUAUUAAGAAAAAAGUAGCUGUUCUUGGAGGUGGAGUAGCUGGACUCUUUUCAAUAAUUUGUUUAAAAGAAGAAGGCAAUUUUGAGCCAAUUUGUUUUGAAAAAACAGACAAACCAGGUGGUACAUGGUGUUACAGAGAAGAGGUAAUUGAUGGCGUUUCAUGCACCAUGUCCACAACAAUCAUUAAUCACAGCAAGGAACUGGGAGCCUGGAGCAAAUAUCCACCAUCGAAAGAAUUCAACAAUUUCAUGAAGCAUAGCGAGCUGUACCAAUACUUCAUGAACAUUUGGACAUCAACAGGUGCCCUGAAGCACGUCCAGUAUAACAUGGAAAUCGUAAAUGUACGACGAGCUGAUGACUAUGAUGAAACUGGUAGGUGGAUUGUUACCGCGAAGAACACGGUAACCGGAGAAGAAUCCACCGACAUUUAUGAUGGCGUUUUGGUAUGCACUGGACAGUAUACUCAGAAAAUAAUGCCAAUGUAUAAGGGCCAAAAUCUAUUCAAAGGAGAAAUUUCACAUACUCACAGUUUGAGGGAAACUGAAAAGUAUCGCAAGAAAAGAGUGAUUGUGGUGGGCAUGGGAUGCUCUGGAUUGGAUGCGGCUGUAGAAAUUAGUAAUAUUGCUAAUCAGGUAUAUCUUAGCACGCGAUCUGGAGCAUACGUUAUUCAACGCGUUGGCCCACACGGAUUACCAUUUGAUUACCAUUUAGCCAGACGUUACAUAUUCCUUUUAUUUGAUAUAUUACCAUCAUAUGCACUUAGCUGGCUUUUGGAGUCUGUUUUCAUGGAUCCGCAAUUCAACAGAAAGUUAUACGCUGUCAAACCCAAAUAUCAUGUUUUAUCCAAGGAUCCAGUUAUAAAUGAUCAUUUGGCUUCGAAAUUGUUGUCGGGAUCUGUUAUUCAAAAGCCCGAUAUCCAUUGCUUCACAGAAGAUGGUGUCAUUUUUGAAGGAGAUACUGAAGUCACCAAGGCUGAUGCUGUUAUCAUGGCAACCGGCUAUGUACACACUUUUCCUUUUCUUGAAGAUGGUGUCGUAAUACAGGAAGAAGGAAGAAUUGAUCUUUACAAAUGUGUGUUUCCAGCACAAUUAAAACACGGAACUCUUGCAAUAAUAGCCUCAGUUCUUCCAUUUGGACCAGGAUUUCCAGUCGGAGAGCUUCAGAUUCGAUGGGCAGUUCAAGUGUUAGCCGGUAAAUGUAAACUUCCACCACCGGAAGUGAUGCUGAAAGAAGCAAAGGACAGAUAUGAUAAGAAUUUAAAAAGAUACGCUCCCAGCGAGAAAAUGUCACUUAGAAUAGAUUAUAUACCAUACUGCGAUGACAUAGCUUCUGAAAUCGGAGCAAAACCAAAUUUGUUGAAAAUGUUUUUCACUGAUACCAAGCUUUUUUUGAAGCUAUUCUUUGGACCCCAUCUAUCUUAUCAGUACAGACUUCAAGGGCCUCAUUCCUGGGAUGGUGCUAGGGACGCUAUUAUGACAGCCGAAGAAAGAAUAUUCUAUCCAUUAACAAAAGGAGCUUCAGAGACAGAUGGGGACAAUAUAUUCCUCAUGACUAUAAGAAAAUUUUUAAAAAAUUUAUUUUUCUAAAUAUAUAUAUAUAUUUUUAUAUAGAUUGGAUACUAUACUAGGAGUAUCAUCAUUUAUAAUGUAUUCUGUUUGUGAUUGUAAUUAUAAAAUUUUAUGAAUGAGCUAUUAUAAAAAAUCAAUACUCAUUUGCCUUUUAAAAUAAUCUAAAUCAAUCGAAAACUUCCAUCCGUUUCAAUUAUAUUUCUUGAGGACGAAAAAUUGAAUAUUUUAAUCUUUAAUUUGAUAUAUGAGAAAUGUUUUUGCGCAAAAGUAAAAAUAUAGUCUGUUAGGCCC